Tauraco erythrolophus (red-crested turaco) is the source of this 732-nucleotide messenger RNA. NCBI's taxonomy places the organism in Eukaryota, Metazoa, Chordata, Aves, Musophagiformes, Musophagidae. The record is from RefSeq and is a predicted model, not a curated record.
AUGAAUUUCCUCCGGAGGCGUCUCUCAGACAGUAGUUUUGUGGCAAACUUGCCCAACGGCUACAUGAUGGACUUGCAACGCCCUGACAACUCCACGAGUUCCCCGGUUUCUCCUGCCAUGGAGAGAAAGCAUCCGCAGCCACCGCAGCCCUCACACUCUUCCUCUACUGGGACCAGCAUCUUCAGCUCCAUCUCCAGUGCCAUGAAGCAAACCACGCAAGCGGCUGCAGGACUAAUGGAUCACUCAGCCAGUCCCACGCUACCUGUGGCCCAGAAACCCAAGAUCCUCCUGGUGAUCGACGAUGCGCACACAGACUGGGCCAAAUAUUUCCAGGGGAAGAAGGUGAAUGGAGAAUUUGAUAUCCGAGUGGAACAGGCUGAGUUCUCCGAGCUGAACCUGGCUGCUUACGUCACGGGUGGCUGCAUGGUGGACAUGCAAGUCAUGAGGAACGGCACUAAGGUGGUCAGCAGGUCCUUCAAGCCCGACUUUGUCCUGAUCCGGCAGCAUGCCUACAGUAUGGCGCUGGGAGAGGACUUCCGCAGCCUCAUUAUCGGUCUCCAGUACGGUGGCAUCCACACGGUCAACUCCCUCUACUCCAUCUACAACUUCUGCAGCAAGCCCUGGGUGUUCUCUCAGCUCAUUAAAAUCUUCAACUCGUUGGGUCCUGAGAAGUUCCCCCUCGUGGAGCAAACUUUCUUCCCGAGCCAUAAGCAGAUGUAUCCUGAGCUGUGA